UGUUAAAAAUGUCAAUAGUCAAGUUGAAGUAGUGAGCGCAAUAAAAGCAAAACUUGAAGUCUACUGGUCUUUAAUUCAUCAAUCAUCCAUAAUCACAACCCUUCUCGAUCCAUGUACCAAAUUUUUAGCAUUCUCUCAAGAUGAUCAGCCACAUGCAAGAUUCACUCUACAGAAAAUAUAUGACGAAUACAAUUCAGAUAAUAUACAAAUAGCACUACCCAGACUAACCUUAACUCAUAGCAUAUUUCAAGCUCUCAUUCAAAGUACAUCAUCGAAUAAUUAA
This is a messenger RNA of Ambispora gerdemannii, 283 nucleotides long. NCBI's taxonomy places the organism in Eukaryota, Fungi, Glomeromycota, Glomeromycetes, Archaeosporales, Ambisporaceae. The record is from the annotation of a GenBank genome assembly.